This is a messenger RNA of Penicillium maclennaniae, 1347 nucleotides long. RefSeq names its product RuvB family ATP-dependent DNA helicase pontin (gene rvb1). Gene Ontology annotation, molecular function: ATP binding; ATP hydrolysis activity; DNA helicase activity. The record is from RefSeq and is a predicted model, not a curated record. Gene Ontology annotation, biological process: chromatin remodeling; regulation of transcription by RNA polymerase II; box C/D snoRNP assembly. Gene Ontology annotation, cellular component: NuA4 histone acetyltransferase complex; Swr1 complex; Ino80 complex. The transcript has 4 exons. Lineage: Eukaryota; Fungi; Ascomycota; Eurotiomycetes; Eurotiales; Aspergillaceae. Bases 1 to 1347 code for a protein of 448 amino acids.
AUGGUCCAGAUCAACGAGGUUAAGUCCAACUCGCGAGAGAAUAGGACUGCGGCGCACACGCACAUCAAGGGCUUGGGACUGCGCUCCGACGGUACCUCAGAGGCAUCCGGUGAUGGAUUUGUCGGGCAAACUAGUGCCCGCGAGGCAUGCGGUGUUGUAGUCGACCUCAUCAAGUCGAAGAAGAUGGCUGGCCGAGCUGUCUUGCUCGCUGGUGGCCCCGGUACCGGAAAGACCGCGCUCGCUCUCGCAGUUUCGCAGGAAUUGGGAACCAAGGUUCCCUUCUGCCCGAUUGUUGGCAGUGAGAUCUACUCUGCAGAGGUCAAGAAGACGGAGGCUUUGAUGGAGAACUUCCGACGCGCAAUUGGUUUGCGAGUUCGUGAGACCAAGGAGGUGUACGAGGACCGAGAAUCCUCUGGCGGAUACGGACGCACGAUUAGCCAUUUGAUUAUCGGAUUGAAGUCGGCCAAGGGUACCAAGAAGCUCCGCCUGGACCCCAGCAUCUACGAGGCCAUCCAAAAGGAGCGGGUCACCGUGGGAGACGUCAUCUACAUUGAGGCCAACACUGGCGCUUGCAAGCGUGUUGGACGGUCAGACGCCUAUGCAACCGAAUUCGAUCUCGAGGCGGAGGAGUAUGUUCCGGUUCCUAAGGGCGAGGUUCACAAGAAGAAGGAGAUCGUCCAGGACGUGACUCUCCACGACUUGGAUAUGGCCAAUGCUCGGCCGCAGGGUGGCCAGGACGUUAUGAGCAUGAUGGGCCAGCUCAUGAAGCCUAAGAAAACCGAAAUCACCGACAAGCUGCGUCAAGAGAUCAACAAGGUUGUAAACCGGUACAUUGACCAGGGUGUCGCCGAGCUGGUUCCCGGCGUGCUCUUCAUUGACGAGGUCCACAUGCUCGACAUUGAGUGCUUCACAUAUCUGAACCGUGCUCUUGAGUCUUCUAUCUCCCCCAUCGUCAUCCUCGCCUCCAACCGAGGCAAUACUGUUAUCCGUGGCACCGACGACAUCAGCGCUGCCCACGGUAUUCCCCCCGACCUGCUCGCCCGUCUUCUCAUUGUUCCGACCACCCCUUACAGCCCUGAAGAGAUCAAGACCAUCAUUCGUCUCCGCGCAAAGACUGAAGGCUUGAACAUCACUGAGCCCGCUCUUGACAAGGUUGCCGAGCAUGGCAGUAAGGUGAGCCUGCGGUAUGCGUUGCAACUGCUGACUCCGGCGAGCAUUCUGGCUCGCAUUAACGGACGUCCUGGUGGCAUCGAGGCUGCAGAUGUUGCCGAAUGCGAGGAUCUUUUCCUUGAUGCGAAGCGCAGUGCAUUGAUAGUCGCUCAAGACAGCAGCAAAUUCCUUCUUUAG